UUUAAAUUAUUAAAUUUUAAUGAGAAUUUUGUAUUUACAACUUUGACAUAUGCCCUACGCAUGGUGAUGAUGCACCACAUACAGUUCAAUCUUCUUAUUUUGUGUUUCCUCCUCAAUGCAAGAUCAAACUUUUACAGUGGAAUAUAUGUGUUUUUAAGGAUUGGAUGAAAAUUAAUCCUGCUUCCUUGUACAAACAAAUUCUCCAGGUGUUGUGGUUGUUUUGAACUAAUUUCUAAGAGAUGAGGCCUGAAUUCUUUUUUUAAUGCAGAACUUGAAUAUUUCUUCACAGCAUAGGCUAGAUACUAAAACAAAUCCUGCUUUGGAUUGUUUGCCUGUCAUACAUGAAUGCUGGCCUCCUAUCUCGAAAAUGUCGUGUCUUGGUGACAAGUGCAACACAGAACUUUCAAGUAAAACAGUCAUCAGGAAAAUUGCAAUAUGUUUCUGUCUUGCCUGGGAGCCUGGUAGUGCAUGGGUCACCAACAAAGCAGAUUAUAUGCUGGUGACUGCCAGAUUAAUCUGAGCAUCUUUGCCUACUGACUUGCAUGAUAUUAUUGUAGUUUUUUUAUACUUCCAUUUUACUGAAACUUUGCUGUAGUGACAGGCCAUGCCUGAGCUUUUGUGCAACAGUUGGCGAGAGCUUUGGCCCCAGGGCCUUGAUUUUUAGAAUGGGGGGAAAGGUCCUAAAGAGGGCAAAACUGUUUGAGCAAACUGAUCCUCACAAAGUGCUGACAGUAGUGUCUAGCAGGAGGGCGAAUGAAAUGGAUAGAAAAAUAGCGUGAACGUUUCUAACAUCAGAAAUCUUGGGAGGCUCCUUUGAAAACUAACUUCUGUCGGGAGAAUGGCAUCAUCUUUGCCACAAUCUUGUGCGUUGCUGCUGGCUUUGGCAGGAUUCACCAUGGUACUUGUCACGACCAUGUCCAACAGAUGGACAGUUUCCAGCACCGCAGCCGUGUUAGUUCCUGCAGACUGGGUUUCGGAAGGUCUCUGGAUGGAGUGCACAGUUGCUGCUUUGGGAACAGUACAGUGCAAGAAUUUUUUCUACAUGUUGAGUUCAGACAUUCAUGUUCAGGCAUGCCGUGCCCUGAUGAUUAUUUCCAUCCUUUUGGGAUUCAUAGCUACGGUGCUCUCGCUGCUUGGUUUAAAGUGCACACGUAUUGGAUUGAAUAAUGAAGAUGGAAAAGUGAAGUUUGCUGUCACAGGAGGAUUUAUCUAUAUUUUAGGAGGUCUCUGUUCCCUGGUGGCUGUUUCUUGGUAUGCUGCGACGGUUACGGCUCAGUUCUUUGACCCAUUGCAUACUGGAACCAAGUAUGAACUAGGAGAUGCUUUGUACUUAGGCUGGGCCGGAGCUAUUCUUUAUAUGCUUGGUGGGAUCUUCCUGACCUGUUCGUGCAAAAGGAAUACAAGUGGGAAAUACAGUGGCAGCAAAUAUGGCUAUUCUGUAGGCCAGGCCGUUCCUCAGCAGCACAUUUACACCAAAAACUCUGAGGCAAUCACAAGCACGAAGGAGUAUGUCUAAACUCACACUUUUUUUUACAUUCCUUGCAAUGUUAGUAGUUUAUGAACUCAAAAAAAGUGACCUAGUUCCAAGGCGCAAGCUUUCAUCUUAAUUUGGAGAUGAUACACAUUUUAAUACCUCCUUCUGGGAAUGGUUUUAAAAUGGAAAUAGGCUUCUACAGAAAAUGAUGUGACGUGAAAGCCUGUGGCAUGAAGAUUUUUCUGCACGCUAAGAAGCCUGGUGUAAAAUUCAGCCACAGUGUCUGAUAUAUCGUGACAAAUCAAGAGCAAUGGUUUUAUAUUUUGGCUAACUCAAAAGUGUGGAACAGAUAUGCUGUAGCUGACUGCAGGUUAAUAUGGCUCACUGUUAGGAAUGUAUUGUAUUUUCAUUAAUGGUUCACUUUCUAUUUUUGUUUAGAUGCUUUAGCUUUUGAUGGUAAAUAAGCCUUAUUCCACUGAUUCACUGAAAUAUAGGAUUUUUUAGUGAGCAGUAUCAUGGCCAUUAAUAAAGAUAUAGUAAAUAUACUCUGCUUGAAGGCUCACAUUAUACUGAAAUUCACGUUAUGUAUGCUAGUCAGGAUGAUUUAUAAAAACUUUAAAAAAAAAAAAUCCCUGCAAAACAACCACUCACCUCUAAACCUGCGGAACUGCAGCAAAUUCCUUGUUGGAUGAAAUGACGAUGCCAAAGAUGAAUGAUAUAGAAGGACCCAAACACAGGUGGGAGUGGAGAAACCAUCUGAUGAGCGUGGGCCUUCAGAUAACUAAGAAGAUAUUCCCAAUUUUAGAUUUUUAUUUCUGUUUUUUGAGAUUUUAAAAUGAUUCUAUUUUUAACUUUGAUCAGUCUUUAACUUUAGAAACUUCUGUUGCACGUGAAUCAUUUAAUUCAAGUAAAUGCGCAGGGGCUUUAGUCUCCAUCCUUGUUCAGUCAUUACAAUUUCUUUCUUAAACCGCCCUGCUGCUGGGGACAGGUAUUUUGCAUGAGGCAAGCACUUAGACACCGGAGGUGAGCUGACUUUCCUUAAUACCGACUCUGAGCAAUGUGGGAUGGAAUUUCACGCUGUACACACACGGCUUUCAUAACUUGUCACUUUUAAAUCGCAAAUGUAUUAAAACAGUUCAACAAAACACAUCUGUACUUCUGUCUAAUCGUAAUGUCUUAUGGCAAAAAUGUAAAUGCAGGCUGAUUUAGAACAGUUAUGCAUCUUCCCUGAUGCCCUAAUAGAUAAGUUCAACAGGGCAACUUGACCUAGCAGAAACCCUUUAGCCAUGCUGCGUGCAUACAAAUGCAGCUGACUUGUAUACAGCCACAUUAAGGCAUAAAUUUGGGCAUUGAUAGGUCUUAUUAAGCUGAAGAAGUAAUGCUAAAAGGAAUGAAGAUUGCUUUUAGCUUGCCAGUGUUGUCCCCCCAUCCCCUGCCCCUGCAGCCCCAGUCACAACUCUUUUUAAAAAUCAUCCGUUUGGUAUUUAGGAGGAUACUUUUAAAAGCAGAAAAGGUAUUUAAGUUGCAUGGUGGGAGCUGAACUCCUUACCACCAUCUGCAUAUGCUGGCCUCUUUUUUUUUUUUUUUUUUUCUUUUUUAUAAUAUAUAAUCUUGUGAUUUUGGUAUAGUUGAAAGUAAGGAAAACUCAGCAAUCAGGCUGCACCCAUUCAUGAACAUUAAUUAUGAGCCAGUAAGUGAGAGAGAAAUUCAGACCUUGGUCUUGCAUCGGCUCUUCCACUUAUAUCACUGUGAAGCUUAAUUAAAAAACAAGAGUAGAAUAAAACUGCUAUGUAGUAACAUA
Dromaius novaehollandiae (emu) is the source of this 3275-nucleotide messenger RNA. Its product is annotated as claudin-15-like. The coding region runs from base 839 to 1516 and encodes 225 amino acids. Gene Ontology annotation, cellular component: bicellular tight junction; plasma membrane. The record is from RefSeq and is a predicted model, not a curated record. The transcript has 6 exons. Gene Ontology annotation, biological process: bicellular tight junction assembly; cell adhesion. NCBI's taxonomy places the organism in Eukaryota, Metazoa, Chordata, Aves, Casuariiformes, Dromaiidae. Gene Ontology annotation, molecular function: structural molecule activity.